CCAUAAUUAAUAAAAUUAAAUCCCAACCCAAGCAUACAACUGCAAGACUUCAUGAUACUGUAAGUUCAUACUGCGUAGAUCGGAACAAAAAUUAAUAAUUUUUAAUCUGGAGGUAGCCGUGGUUAACUAUGACAUUGGGACGUCAUACACCUCAGUCCCCCCCGUGACCAUGGGUGCUGUAAAGUGCUUGAAACGUCGGGAAUGAAAAAUAAGUUAAUAUACGCGAUAAAAUCCGUAAAAUUAGUUUCAUUUAAAAACGGUUAAAUUUUUAUCGACUCUAGUUAAUUAAAGAAUUAAGUUAUCUGUUAUAUUAUUAUGCUCUGUCAAAUUUAGUUUGAUAAUAUUGACAGCUCACUGUAGGGAUGGGAUGGUGUAUAAUUGUUAAUGAAUCUAUUCGAUUAUUAUUCUCAUAGAACUUUCAAUCAAUAGUUGCAUGUUUGUUCUGUAUGGAUUUGCAAUUUUGAACUUUCUUAUCUAUUGAAUUAGUAAUAAAUUAUUAAUACGAUAAUAGAACCCCUUCUACAAUAACGAAUUCGCCUCGUGCAUAUUUUUAUUUGGUCAGUCAGACUAUUUAGUAGAAUAUGUGUGAGUCAACUAAUUUUACGGUGAGAUGACGGAGAUGGUGCAUGCUCUGAUUUCAAGCCUAUAAACGCUGGUGUUCCACAAGCUGUGUCUUCUACAUAUCAAUAAUAUGUUGCUAACUGGUAGCAUUCAUUGCUAUGCGGACGACAGAACUGGUGAUGCCUUAUAUGCCGGCCGUGCCAAUAUUUCUCGGGAAAACGUCGCCGAGUACCGGGACAAACUUGUGUCUGAAGUAGAGUCUUUGCUUAACAAAGUCUCGGAUUGGGGGCGACUAAAUCUAGUCCAGUUCAAUCCUCAGAAGACACAAGUUUGCGCGUUUACCGCUAAAAAGAACCCCUUUGUCGUAUCUCCUCAGUUUCAAAGCACUCCCCUUGCUGCCUCAGGUAGUAUUGGAAUCCUUGGCGUCGACAUAUCGAAUAGUGUGCAGUUUUGUGGUCACUUGGAAGGGAAGGCCAAAUUGGCCUCUAAAAAGCUUGGCGUGCUCAGCAGAGCGAGACAGUAUUUCAUGUUGGCACAUCACUUGCAACUUUACAAAGCGCAAGUUCGGCCCUACAUGGAAUACUGUUCUCAUCUCUGGGCCGGGGCACCCCAUUGCCAGCUCCUUCCACUUGACCGCAUCCAGCGCAGAGCGGUUCGAAUCGUCGACGACCGAGUUCUUUCUGAUCGGCUCCAUACACUGGCACUGCGUAGAGAAUACGCAAAGAGAUGCAACAUCUCUUUAAAUUAAUGAGCCAAUUCCAAUACAAAUUUACAUGAUUUUUAUAUAUUUGAUUUAUUUCAAAACCGAUUUUUGAUAGUCUAUGGUUGUUUGUUAUGGCAUGGCAUAGUUUAGUGUGGCACAUCAUUAUCGUAAGUGAGCGGUGCCCAUCCAUGAAGUACAACAAUAUCUGUAUGACCAUUUAUCUAAAAAAGGACGAAACUUCAUAGGCGUGAGUUGUCAAAAUUAUCAAGCUAAAGGAGAAUGGGAUGUUUGGGCCUGUAGUUAACUAAUUGGUUUAUACUUUAAAAAAUUGGCUAUAUUUUUCUAGAGUUAAAUACAAAAAACUAGCAAUUUUUACAAUCUAGAUUUCGAAAAAACAAUAAAAUAAGAAAUAAAAUAGAUUGUAUCCGAUGCAAUCGAUUUUAUAUUUAUUUAGAUCCAAAAAAAAUAAUUAAAAAGCUUCCAUCCAAGGUCUCAUUAAAAUUCUAUUAUUUUCUUUGAAUGAUAUAUUUAUUUGGAAAUAAAAUAUAUUAUUCCCAUAAAGAAGAAAGAAGUAAACAUUUUAUGGCAAUAAAUCGAGUACCACAAAGAAUACACUAUUGAAAUUCUCGUUUCUGAACGCUACCUACCACUAGUACUCCUUAUUAGUUUGUGUUACAUACCUAUAAAGGACUUCUUCUUCUUUUAAAUUAUCUUCUCAUUUUGAAACUUGACAAUUCAAAGUUCAAAACUAUUCACUUAAAAGAAAGACUGAUUUUCGAUUUGAUUUGAAAUGAGCACUCGAUUCUUGAUUAAGUUCACCACUUUAAUAUCUAUUUUUGAUUUAUUUCUCUGUUGUUAACCAGGGAGAUAAAGAAAUAUUGUGAACAUUAUCUACAAAACAAUAAUAAAAACACAAACAUACCAACAAAUAACAGUAACAACAACAAUUCAAGUAAUCAAUCUCAGAUCAAUAUGCCUAAUAUUCACUUCAAUUAGUUGUUGUAGUUUUAACUUUCGUUAAUCGUUUCACCAUUUUAUUUCCUAAAAUAAUCACAGAUAUUCUUUAGUGAUUUUAUACUGAUCCUGCUUUUAAAUUUUUUAAGUACCUAAUUAUAGUGAAAAAUAGGUAAAAGUAGGUAAUACAUAAAAUCACUUUUAUUUAUUCUACAAUAACUCAGUUCCUAGAUUGACAAAUCUUGCCAGAUUUUCAGCAAUGAAUUGUUUAUAUAUAAGCUUUCAAAUGGACUUUCAUCUUGUUAACAUCUGGGCCCAAGCAUGUAUGGAGUGGAGAAGUCUUCUUCUCCUUUGACAGAGUAGUGUGCGACUAAGCGUGCUGACGUCAUAUAGUGUGUUUUGUACAGUAAAAAAAUUGUACCCAAAAAUAAUAGAAUCUUUUUUUAACUAUGCAAACUCGUGCUCGACUAUUAUUCUACCUGAUGGUAAGUGGUGAUGCAUCCGAAGAUGGGUAAAGCGGACUGGCUUGUGAUAUUUGAUUUUAUUUAUGAUAUUAUAGAACUACUUUCAAUAAAGCGCGUCGUUACUUUACUUACAAAACUAAAAUGGGUAAAAAAGGCAUGAUUCACGGUAAAUAUAGGCGCUCGCAGGGUAAAUUAAAGGGAAGCGGGUGGAGUAAGAUUUCACGCCAGUCUCAAGAUAACGCGACGUGUAGUACACUAAAUCGAAAGCGUAAUUAUAUUAGAGUCGUGUGAUGGCAUAAGACAUCCUAUUCUAUUCAGUGGCGUAAGAGGCGACUAUGGAAAGUGACAGUAACCAUUUAGUGUAGUUAUUGUUUACACCAGACGUAAAAAAUUCAGAUCGGCGACAGUGCCGAAGGUGUAAAACGUCUGGUGAUGUAAUCGCCAACUACCGGCCAAGCAAUGCCAUUAAGGCAGUUGCUCCCUACAAUGGGAGAGAGCUAUCAUUUAGUGAAUUAUUAAGGAUAGAUUUAAGGGCAUAAUUAGUAGUUAUGUAUUCUGGAAGUAGCUGUAACAUCAUAAUCACCCGUUGAACCCAAAUUAUAAUGACAAAGUGUCGGAUAUUUACAAGUAGUCAUGUUGUGAAAUUUCACAUGUUGAUCAUGAAUUGUCCAGACUAAGAUUUUAAUAUUAGAUUAUUCAUAAAUGUUUAAACGGUAUUGCUGGUCAAAUAUUAAUUGUAUAGGUGUUUUCAGUAAACAGACUUGUUUUGCUUGCAAUUUAGUAUAGUCAUAGUAAUAUUGUAAACACCUAUUAUGGAAGUCAGUAUCGCAUAAUUAGUCUUAGUACUUAAUAAGUUCAUUAUUGUAAUGUGAAAUAGUAACAAAUAUCAUUGAGACAUUUCGAAAACUUUUAGCACCACAUCCGGAACUUAACUAAGUACACCUAGUCUAAAUAUGAAAUGAUACUCUCAAUUUGUUUAUGAUAUUGUGGAAAAAAAGUUGAAAUUCAAUUACAAUAAUAUUAAUAUUUCUUUUGCAGAAAUCAUAAGCCUGCGUAACUUAUUAUACAUUGUAAUUCAAUUUGAUGCACCUUCCAGAAGGUGAAUGAAACAGUCGCAUAGAUGAAUAUUUAGAUUUAAGCUUUCCAAGAUUCCUGUUCCACCUUGGGUUUGAAGUGAUAAUUAGUGAUUAGUGCAGUUAUGUUAGGUAACAUAAAUAUGUCAUAUAAAACAGACUCUCACAAUAUUAUUUAUUUCAUCCUGAUCUGUAUGAAUCUUGUUUAUUGCUAAGUGAUUGUGGACUUAUGAAAUCUUUAUUUUUAAUUUACCAAAAAUGAAAAUUGAAUAAAUCAUUUAAUUAAGUG
Parnassius mnemosyne (clouded apollo) is the source of this 4044-nucleotide messenger RNA. The record is from the annotation of a GenBank genome assembly. NCBI's taxonomy places the organism in Eukaryota, Metazoa, Arthropoda, Insecta, Lepidoptera, Papilionidae.